Messenger RNA from Phytophthora sojae, 954 nucleotides. RefSeq lists its product as hypothetical. The transcript has a single exon. The record is from RefSeq and is a predicted model, not a curated record. NCBI's taxonomy places the organism in Eukaryota, Oomycota, Peronosporomycetes, Peronosporales, Peronosporaceae. Bases 1 to 954 code for a protein of 317 amino acids.
AUGGACAGCGCCCUCUACCCCCCAAACAUGCAACAGCUCAGCGACGGCAUCGUCCGCCGCGUGGUGCAGCGCAACCAGCCGCAGUCGCUCGACCUCUUCGCGGUGGCCGCCAGCGGCAGCAGCUCCAUGCACCAGGUGGACGACACGAGGCACCUGCCCAUGAACGAGGCCGAGAUGAAGCGCGUCGCGGCCGAGAUCGAGCUGCGGCGCCAGCGCAACCGCAUGCACCAGGCCAAGCACAAGAUGAAGCAGCAGAAGAUGGUCCUGGACCUUGAGAUCGGCAUCAACCAGCUCCGAGACGAGAUCCAGCAGCUCAAGCUGCGGAAGGAGGUCAUCUCGGCGGGGGUGGCCACCGACACGACGGUGUGGAGCGUGGCGGCCGAGUACUUCCGUCUCUUCCGGAACGGCUUCAAGGGCCCGAUGCUGACGCUGCAGCCGGCCGCCUCGGACCCGUCGUUGGGGGCGUUGCAGCCCCGCGAGUCGUUUGCUCAGCGAGAUUUCUUCAUCGCGACAAUGGCGGAGGACGUUGCGGGGGACACGGGCUUCGGCGUCGAGAGAUUGUUAGAGAACUGGCGGCAGCUGUCCACGUACCACGAGGACAUGGAAAUCGAGCUCGUGCGUCUUGAUUUGGGCUCGGACGAUGGUCUGGUCGCUACGGUCAGAAGCGCUACGACGCUGAGUGAGAGGGCGUUGAGGCAUGGAUUUCCGCACCUGUUUAACAGUGGACAGUGGACCGAUAUCGGCAGAAGGCUGCUAGGGAAGCGCUUGGUGAUGGAUGGAGCUGUGAAUUUCGUGUGGAGCGAGGAGAAAGGCCGCGUGGUGAGUUUGCAGUACUCCGCAGACAUGUUAACACCGAUGCUGCAGUUGUUGGGCAACUUGGAGGAUGUCGCUCGCGUGUUUGCUGGUGCGAACAUCACUCCAGAUAGUAGAUUGGCCAGAAAUGUAGAGUUAUAA